Closterium sp. Naga37s-1 is the source of this 3888-nucleotide messenger RNA. NCBI's taxonomy places the organism in Eukaryota, Viridiplantae, Streptophyta, Zygnematophyceae, Desmidiales, Closteriaceae. The record is from the annotation of a GenBank genome assembly.
AUGCAUAGAGUGGGCGCACGAGCUGCGCAAGAGCGCGCCAAGCAGGUCGGGCGGGGGGCGGCCUCUGCGUUGGGGGGAGGAGCACCUGCGCGGAGUGCGUGCGGGGCAGGGGGAUGCGCUGGAGGCGAGGGCGUGCGGGCGGGGGGCGGCUGGCAGCCAUGCAGCAGCGCGCGCGGUGACGCGGACCCGCCGCUUCUCCGCCUCGCACUGCGCCACUUCACCUCCGCACGCCCCGCCGCAGCCUACCCCAGCGCCUUCGGCGGAAGCAGCGCCAGCACGGGCGGCUGGGGGCGGGUGGCAGCGGCGCGGAGGGCGGGGGCGGGGGAGCGGGAGCAGGUGACGUGGCUGGCGGAGAUGGCGCGGCACAGCCCGGAGGAGGCGAUCCGCGCGUUUGAGGCGAGCGCGCAGCUGCAGGCCGCGCCGGGCGCGCUGGCGGAGUACGUGCGCGCGCUGGUGGCUGUUGACCGCCUGGACGGCAGCGCGCUGCUCGCCACACUGCAACGAGGUGCUGCGCGAUCCGCCUCCCCCUUCCCCCCCUCCUCCGCGCCCCUGUCGUCCAUGCGCGCGCCCCUCCCAGGGGCGGUGGGCGCGGUGGCGGUGGAGGGCGCGCUGGGGACGGCGAGCGCGCCGCUGCACAUGGUGGCGAGCGAGGGCGCGCGCGGGCACGCGUGGCGCGCGCUCAGGUCGCUGGGCACCGCCGCCCUCGUGCUCGGCGCGCUCUGGGCCAUCGCCCGCGAGCGUGAUGUGGGGCGCGGGUUGGGGUUGAACGAGGAGGUGCAGCCGGCAGCGGAGAGUGACACGCGGUUCAGCGAUGUGAAGGGCGUGGAUGAGGCCAAGGCGGAGCUGGAGGAGAUCGUGCACUACCUCAGAGAUCCCAAGCGCUUCACACGCCUGGGAGGCAAGCUACCCAAGGGAGUGCUGCUGGUGGGCCCACCGGGAACGGGCAAAACAAUGCUGGCACGAGCCAUAGCAGGCGAGGCGGGCGUGCCCUUCUUCUACGCGUCGGGAUCCGAGUUCGAGGAGAUGUUUGUCGGCGUCGGGGCGCGCCGCGUGCGCGAGCUCUUCGCCGCGGCCAAGAAAGCCGCCCCCUGCAUCGUGUUUCUCGACGAAAUCGACGCCAUCGGGGGCAGCCGCAACCCCAAGGACCAGCAGUACAUGAAGAUGACUCUCAAUCAGCUGCUCGUGGAGCUGGAUGGCUUUAAGCAGAACCAGGGGGUGAUUGUGGUGGCCGCUACCAACUUCCCGGAGAGUUUGGACAAGGCGCUCGUGCGCCCGGGGCGGUUUGACCGCCAUGUGGUCGUGCCGAAUCCUGAUGUGGAGGGGCGGCGGCAGAUCCUCGAGCAUCAUUUGCGCAAGAUCCCCCGAGCAGAGGACGUGGACGUGUCAGUAAUUGCGCGCGGCACACCAGGCUUCAGCGGAGCAGACCUUGCUAACCUGGUCAACGUGGCGGCUCUACGGGCGGCCAUGGAGGGGCAGCGGGCGGUGGGCCUAGCACACCUGGAGCACGCCAAGGACCGCAUCCUCAUGGGCGCCGAGCGCAAGUCCGCCGUCAUCUCCCCUCAGACUCGGCGCCUGACCGCGUACCACGAGGGCGGGCACGCGCUGGUGGCCGUGCACACAGCCGGCGCACACCCCGUGCACAAGGCGACCAUCGUACCAAGGGGCGUGGCGCUGGGGAUGGUGGCGCAGCUGCCGGAGACAGACGAGGUGAGCGUGUCGCGCACGCAGAUGCUGGCCCGGCUGGACGUGUGCAUGGGCGGGCGGGUGGCAGAAGAGCUAGUGUUCGGCCCGGGCGAGGUGACUUCCGGUGCGUCGAGUGAUAUCGUGCAGGCGACGCGGCUGGCGAGGGAGAUGGUGACCAAGUAUGGGAUGAGCGAGGCGGUGGGGUUGGUGGCGCAUGAUUACGAGGACGACGGGCGGUCGAUGAGCACGGAGACACGGCUGACCAUUGAGAGGGAGGUGCGAGCGCUGCUGCAGCGCGCGCAUGACAACGCGCGCGCCAUCCUGGUGAAGCACGAGGCGGAGUUGCAUGCACUGGCGGGUGCGUUGCUGGAGAGGGAGACACUCACGGCCGGCAGCCGCUCCCACCGUCACCGCAACCGGUCAUCCUCGUCGUUCCUCUCCUCCGCCUUCCCCAUCUCCUUCCCCCGCGCCCGGCGCCCCACCAGCGGCUAUGCCUCCGCGGACUCGUCGUGGCGCGGGGACGGCUGGCCGGGGCCGGACGGCACGGCGCGCAGCGACCACGUGGGGACGAUCACGGGGAAGCGGUACAGCGCGGUGAAGCUGGAGCAGCUGUACGAGCUGGGCGGGUUCAUUGGGCGCGGGCAGAGCGGCGUGAUCAGCGCGUGCUCGCACCGCCACACGGGGGAACGGCUGGCCGUUAAGAGCAUCCUGAAGAAAACCAUCCACUCGGAAGGCACCGCCAGGGACGUGCAGCGCGAGGUGCAGGUGCUGGGCAUGUUGCGCGGGCAUGCUCACGUGGUGCGAAUGGAGGGCGUGUUUGAGGACCAGACGGCCGUGCACAUCGUCAUGGAGCUGUGCCAGGGGGGCUCGCUCACCCACCACAUCGCACAGCAGGGCGAGUACAGCGAGCGGGCGGCGGCGGGGAUAAUGCGCGUGGUGCUGGAGGUGGUGCGGGCGUGCCAUGCACUGGGCAUAGUGCAUCGGGAUGUCAAGCUCGGCAACUUCCUGCUCUCCGACCAAUCAGACCACGCCACGCUCAAAGCCAUCGACUUCGGCUCCGCUGCCUUCUGCCAACCAGGCGAGGAGCUAGAGGCGAUGGCGGGGAGUCCCAUGUACAUGGCGCCGGAGGUGCUGGGGGAGCGAUACUCGCACGCGUGUGACGUGUGGAGCGCUGGCAUCAUGCUGCACACGCUGCUUGCUGGCACCCCGCCCUUUAAAGGAGACUCAGUGCUGGCGAUAUUUGAGGCCAUCCGCACGGCGCCAUUGGACCUAUCAGUGCAUCCGUGGCCGCUCAUCUCCCCGGGCGCCAAGGCGCUGCUCUCGCGCAUGCUCGAUCGCGACCCCUCCAGACGCCCCACUGCACAGCAGCUGCUGGGCGACCCAUGGAUAUGCGGGCAGGAGGCGGUGGAGCGGCCAUUGGAGAGCAUCAUGCUGCCACGCAUGAAGCGCCUCAGCGCCAUGUCCAAACUGCGCCACCUCGCCCUUCUGGUCCGUCACGUGCUGUGUUGCACUCGCACAUGUUUGCUGCCACGCAUGAAGCGACUCAGCGCCAUGUCCAAACUGCGCCACCUCGCCCUCCUCGUGACAACACGGCACAUGCCGGAGGAGCAGGAGAGGGAGUUAAGGGCGGUGUUCAGUGCGGUGACAACACGGCACAUGCCAGAGGAGCAGGAGAGGGAGUUGAGGGCGGUGUUCAGCGCGGUGGGGGCGGACCAGGGGGGCGCGCUCAGCCUGGCGGAUCUCACAGCCGCCCUGCGCAGCGUGGGGGCGGCACUCAGUGAAGAUGACAUCCGCCGCAUCUUUGACUUCGUGGACAUGGACGGCAGUGGCAGCAUAGAGUACGCAGAGUUCGUGGCGGCCACCACCGUGUUGCACCGCGACCGCCAUGCCGCCGCCAUCCAAGAGGCCUUCCAGGAGAUGGAUGCGGAUGGGUCGGGUGCGGUGAGCGUGGAGGAGUUUGCAGCGGUGUGCUGCCGGCUGGGCAUGGGCUCGCUGGAUGAGAUGCGCGACAUCAUUGCAACUGCUACCGCUGCUGAAUAUGGCAACGGGGCAGGAUCGAUCCAUGCAGAGGGCGCAGGGGGCGCAGAGGGCAGUGAGGAGGCGGGGUCAAAGCACAUAGAGUACAAGGACUUUCUCGCACUUGUCACGGGGUCGGACCAGGAGGACCACCGCGUUGAGUCCUGGCUCGCGGCUGCCCUGCUCUGA